AUGAGCGGGCUACGCGAGUUCAUCAGAAGUCUUGUGUUUCGACCUCCUGUCAGAGGGGAGGCCAUUCCUGAACCCGAGGCACCACUUGAAGCUACAAUGGACGAGCUGGCGGAAACGAUGCGGAACUCCAUGAAAAUUGACUUGGACCUGGAACAUGUGGAAUCAAAGGGAGCCCAGCUCCAACUCCAAUCUCCUACGCUCUACCUGCAGGGCUGCGACCUUUUCAAUUCGGAAGUGGUACCCGUCGUUGAAGAGCAAGUGAUAGAAGACCAAGCAGAUGUGACCCAAGCGCCAGAAAUCCAACAGAAUCAGCGAUACCUUGCUACAUCGUAUCGCAAUCGAUCGGUGUCCCCGAUCCCCGGCCGGGCCCCCACCCCGGAGGAGAGGCUGGAGAAUGACAUACGGCAGCGACGCGAACAUGGCGUUAAAGAUUGGACUGCCAGCCAUGGCACAGGUUCUUCCGACUUCGAUACGUGCCUAAAAAUGUUCAACGAGAUACGCGGAGAUCUACAACUGGCUAUUGCGUCAAAGGCGACGUCAUCCAACCAAAUCAACGAAGAGCUGGAGCGCUUUGACGAAAUGUGCGACACCCUUCUGCGCGCGAAAUUCGAGAAGGGAAUACCGCAAGCCGGAAAAUUGGCA
Molecule: messenger RNA, 642 nt
Organism: Mesorhabditis spiculigera
Lineage: Eukaryota; Metazoa; Nematoda; Chromadorea; Rhabditida; Rhabditidae
Source: the annotation of a GenBank genome assembly